AUGCAAGUAGUCCAGCCAUGGAGACUAAAGAGCAUCAGGACCAUUGACAUAUCUACGUAUAACGACGACGAAGUCAGCAAAGCAUUGAAGAUUGAGCAGACGAGAUCGUUUGAUCUCAGCGUAGAGCCAGGAUGGAGGGUCUGCUUGUUCCAGCUUAGUGGAGACGAGUAUAUCCUGUCGAUCGUCAUGCACCACAUCGUCUCUGACGGGUGGUCGGUAGACGUGCUCCGCCAUGAGCUGGAUGUCUUCUACAGCGCGGCCCUCAAAGGGGACGACCCGUUGUCGCAAAUCACACCGCUCCCAAUCCAGUACCGUGAUUUUGCAGCGUGGCAGAAGCAACCAGAGCAAGCAUUGGAGCAAGACAAGCAGCUUAAGUACUGGACCAAACAACUCGCCAAUAGUACGCCAGCAGAGUUUCUUUGUGACAAGCCAAGGCCCGAAGUUCUCUCAGGCGAGGCUGGUGUCGUUCCCUUCACGAUUGUCGGAGCGCUGUAUGAGAGCCUUCAGGCGUAUUGUCUUGCUCAUCAAGUCACGUCUUUCGUCGUCCUACUGGCUGCCUUCCGCGCGACACACUAUAGGCUGACCGGUACCGACGAUGCUACCAUCGGUAUGCCUACAGCCAACAGGAAUCGACCGGAGCUUGAAAACUUGAUCGGCUUCUUCGUUAACACCCAGUGCAUCCGGACUGCUGUCACAUCUAAUCAGACAUUUGAAGGCCUAGUGCAACAGACUCGCGAUUCGGCAACAGAAGCGUUCGCUAACCAAGAUGUGCCUUUUGAGCAGCUUGUCUCAGCCCUGCUCCCAGGUUCGCGAGACACGUCGCGUAACCCACUUGUGCAGCUGUUAUUUGCAGUUCACACGCAGCGAGAUCUCGGUCAGCUACAAUUUGAAGGGUUGCAAGCCGAACUCAUAGAGAUGACGCCAACAAGCCGGCUGGACAUGGAGUUUCACUUCUUUCAGGAAGACGACUGUCUACAUGGUAGUCUGCUCUACUCGACUGAUAUCUUCGAACCUGAGACAGUUAAGGGACUAUUACUAGUCUUUAACGAGAUCCUCCGCCGCGGCCUCGAAGAAUCGGCAUUGCCAAUCGCUACUCUUCCGCUUACAGAUGGUUUUUCGGAGCUCCGCAGGCUCAACCUGCUCGACAUUGAGAAGACGCCAUAUCCGCGAGACUCAAGCAUUGUCGACGUCUUCCGUGAGCAGGUCGCUGUCUGCCCAGAGGCAAUGGCAAUCAAAGACUCUUCAUCUGAAUUGACAUAUUCUGAACUCGAUCGACAAUCAGAGAGAUUAGCCGCCUGGUUGUGCCAACGACGGAUGGCUCCUGAAACUCUAGUUGGUGUCCUCGCGCCUCGUUCCUGUCAUACGAUUGUCGCCUUUCUCGGUAUUCUCAAGGCGGGUCUUGCGUACUUGCCGCUCGACGUCAAUGUCCCUGUCGCGCGCACUGAAACGAUCCUUUCAGCUGUCGCUGGCCACAAGCUCGUCCUACUCGGGUCUAGCGUACAAGCCCCAGAGAUCGCGAUGCCGGACGUUGAAAUGAUUACAAUCAGCGACACCUUGAAAUACUCAGACACCAAUGUUGCUUCAAUCCGGAGAUCAUCGCCCUCUGCGACAAGUCUCGCAUAUGUCAUUUUCACAUCCGGCUCUACAGGCAAGCCGAAAGGCGUCCAGCUUGAACAUCGCAGCAUCGUCCGACUCAUACGGGACAGCAAUCUUGUUUCUAUGCUUCCGCCAUCGCCUCGUACCGCGCACCUGACAAAUAUCGCAUUUGACGUGUCCGUAUGGGAAAUCUGUCUAGCUCUACUGAAUGGAGGAUCCGUUAUCUGUAUUGAGAAUCCUGUCACGAUGGAAAGCACAGCACUCCAAAGGCUCUUUGCCGAAGAGAAGAUUCAAACGGCCACACUUUCACCCGCACUGCUCAAGAGAUACCUCGCUGAUAUGCCUGACUUGAUCUCCGGCUUGGACAUCCUGUUUACAUCGGGAGACCGUUUGGAUAGUCGAGACGCCAUGGAGGCACAGGCAUUAGUCAAGGGUGGGGUAUACAACGCGUACGGCCCAACAGAGAACCACAUUAGCACUAUCUACUACGUGAAAGACAAAGAACUAUUCACAAACGGAGUGCCUAUUGGCCGCUCUGUAAGCAACUCCGGAGCUGUCGUCAUGGAUACUAAGCAGCAGCUUGUCUCGAUCGGCGUUAUUGGCGAACUGGUCCUAACCGGAGACGGUCUGGCUCGAGGAUAUACCGACCUAGCUUUAGAUAUAAAUCGCUUCGUUGAUGUGACUAUUGACGCUCAGCGAGUCAAAGCGUAUCGCACAGGUGACCGAGUCCGCUUCCGACCACAAGAUGGUCAGAUUGAGUUCUUUGGUCGUAUCGAUCAGCAGGUCAAAAUCCGUGGCUACCGUGUUGAGCUAGCAGAAGUGGAGCACGCUAUGUUGCACCAUAGCGCUGUCAGCGACGCCGCCGUUGUUGUCUCCCAGCGAGAUGGUGCCGAGCAGGAACUCGUCGCAUUUGUUGUCUGCAGGGGUGCCAAAGAUUCAGAACCCGAAAGACAGGUAAACAAACAUUUGCAGGCGGUGCUACCAGCGUACAUGGUCCCAGCACAGAUCAUAGUACUCAGCCAAAUGCCCAUCAAUGCAAAUGGCAAGGUCGAUCGGAAAGAGCUAGGCAUUAUGGCACAGACAGCAGAAAGAAAGAGACGAGUCGUCGAACAUGUGGCCCCUUGCAAUGCGAUUGAAAGCGCAUUGUGUGAAGUAUUCGCGGGCAUUCUCGGGGUUGAAGUCGGUGCGACUGACGACUUCUUCGAGCUUGGUGGGCACUCUCUCACAGCGAUGAAGCUGGCUGCGCAGCUUGGCCGUCGGCUGAAAACUAUGGUGUCUGUCAGAGACAUCUUCAACAACCCUGUGCUCGCUGAUCUAGCGACAACUCUCCAACAAAACACAGAGCAACACCGCCCCAUCCCUUCUAGCAAGUACUCGUGGCCAGUAGAGCAAUCUUUCGCACAGGGCCGCUUGUGGUUCCUUGACCAGUUCAACCUGGGAUCAUUGUGUGUGCUAUACGCUACGGAUCUUUUUGAGACAGAGUCAAUCAACGGAAUGCUCUCCGUCUUCUAUGAGAUUCUGCGCCGCUGUCUCGAAGAGCCAAAGUCGCCGAUUGCUACUUUGCCCCUUACGGACGGCUCGGAGCUUCGCGACCUGAGCCUGCUCGACAUUCCAAGGACAGAAUAUCCACGGGAAUCAAGUGUAGUUGAUGUCUUCCGCGACCAGGUGGCUGCUUAUCCAGAGACAAUUGCCGUCAAGGAUUCCUAUAGUGAACUUACAUAUGCUGAGCUCGACAGUCAGUCCAGCAUGUUAGCCGCCUGGCUCUGCAAGCGAGAGAUGGCACCCGAAAGUCUCGUCGGCGUUAUAGCACCUCGUUCCUGUCAGACUAUCGUAGCCUACCUCGGUAUUCUCAAAGCUGGUCUGACGUUCCUGCCUCUCGAUAUUAAUGUCCCUGCCGCUCGUAUUGGGACCAUUUUGUCAGCUGUGCCGGGGCGCAAGUUGGUUCUCACUGGCCCAAACAUCUCUGUCUCUAGCUAUAACCUCCCCGACACCGAGAUGCUAUCGAUCGCGGACGCUUUGCAACACCCCAUCCACAGCAGCCACAAUGAUGCGCUUGUUCACCCAUCUGCGACCAGUCUCGCGUAUGUCAUCUUCACCUCAGGCUCAACCGGUAAGCCGAAAGGUGUAAUGAUUGAGCAUCGGGGUAUUGUUCGACUUGUCAAGAGUAGCAAUGUCGGAGACAUGCUCCCAAGAGAGUUUCGCGUUGCCCACUUGAUGAAUAUUGCUUUUGAUCUAUCGAUCUGGGAGAUAUUCGCACCACUACUCAAUGGAGGAACGCUUGUCUGCAUCGACUACUUGACUAUUCUGGACAGCAAAGCUCUUGCCGACGCCUUCGCCAAGGAGCAAAUCCGUGUGGCUAUGCUGCCGAGUUUACUCGUCAAACAAUGUCUGGAUAGCUUCCCAGCGAGUAUCGCCGCUCUCGAUUAUUUGUAUGUUGGUGCUGAUCGACUUGACGGCCGAGACGCUAUCAAAGCGCAAUCGCUCGUUCAACGCGGAGUUAUCAAUGCAUAUGGACCUACAGAGAACGCGAUGCUGAGUACGAUCUACAAGGUUCGCGACGUUGAGACAUUCGUCAACGGUGUACCUAUCGGCAAGCCCGUCAGUAACUCAGGAGCUUAUGUAAUGGACGCCAAGCAGCAGCUUGUUCCAACCGGCGUGGUUGGUGAGCUGGUCGUGACUGGUGAUGGUGUAGCUCGAGGAUACAUAGAUGCGACUCUAAAUGUCAACCGCUUUGUGGACGUCAAGAUUGAAGGCCAGCUGGUUAAGGCCUACCGCACUGGAGAUAAAGUGCGCUACCGACCGCAGGAUGGGGAGAUCGAGUUCUUCGGCCGUAUAGAUCAUCAAGUCAAGAUCCGUGGUCACCGAGUUGAGCUCCCAGAGAUCGAGCACGCGAUCCUGAACCAUGCCGCCAUUCUUGACGCAGCCGUUGUUCUCCGAGGACAAGGUGCCGAGCAGGAGGUGUUCGCAUUUGCCGUAGCCAAUGCCGACUACCUAGCGAGCAUGUCUCUCCCCGAUUCAGAAACGGUGAACAACAGUUCUGUAGCGCAACUAGAAAAAGAUGUCUACAACCAACUGAAGACAGUCCUGCCCGGUUACAUGGUCCCAGAACGAGUUGUUAUCCUGGAGCGAAUGCCAAUCAAUGAAAAUGGAAAAACAGUAAAAGCAGAGCAGACGAGACCAUUCGACCUUACUACAGAGCCAGGUUGGAGGGUCUGCUUGUUCCGGAUCGCUAAAGACGAUCAUAUCCUAUCUAUCGUCAUGCAUCACGUCGCAUCUGAUGGCUGGUCAGCAGAUGUACUUCGCAGCGAGCUCGACAACUUCUACGCUAUGGCGUUAGCUGGGGAGAAAGAUCCGCUAUCACAAAUCGCCCCACUACCUGUGCAGUACCGCGACUUCGCGGUAUGGCAGAAGCAACCUGAGCAGCUGGCUGAGCAGCAGAGGCAGCUCGAGUACUGGACAACGCAACUCGCCGAUAGCGCUCCAGCUGAGCUUCUAUGUGAUCGACCGAGACCUGAAGUAUUGUCGGGCGAGGCUGGCGCUGUCAAUGUUACAAUCGCUGGGUCGCUCUACGAUAGUCUACAGGCAUACUGUCGCGCUCAGAACGUCACUCCUUUUGUUGUCCUACUAGCCGCCUUCCGAGCUACACACUAUCGGCUGACUGGGGCUGAGGACGCCACCAUCGGCACACCGACCGCCAACAGGAAUCGACCAGAGCUCGAGAAUCUAAUCGGCUUCUUUGUUAAUACACAGUGUAUGCGGAUCACCAUCACUGACGAUAUAUUUGAUGAUCUAGUACAACAAGUGCGCAAUACAGCGACAGCAGCAUUCGCAAACCAAGACGUACCCUUUGAGCAGAUUGUCUCAGCGCUCCUACCUGGAUCACGAGAUGUAUCACGCAAUCCCCUUGUACAGCUCAUGUUCGCCGUCCAUUCGCAGCGAGACCUAGGCAAACUUCGUCUAAAGGGCUUACAAGAUGAGAGCGUCCCACUUACACCCACGACACGAUUUGAUGUGGAAUUCCACUUAUUCCAAGAUGACAACCGCCUGACUGGAGGUGUGUUGUAUGCGACAGACCUCUUUGAUGUCGAGACUAUUAACAGCAUGCUCGCUGUUUUCAAUGAGAUCCUCCGUCGAGGCCUGGACAGCCCACAGAUUCCAGUCGCUACCCUCCCGUUGACAGAGGGCCUAUCGGAUCUUCGCAGCCAGGGUCUUCUUGACAUAGAGAAGCCAGACUAUCCACGCGAGUUGAGCAUUGUCGAAGUGUUCCGCGACCAGGUGGCCACUUGUCUUGACGUGACAGCGGUCAAGGACACUUCCACGGAGCUGACUUAUGCUGCGCUCGACCGACAGUCCAACAAAGUGGCUAUGUGGCUUUGCCAGCGACAGAUGCCAUCAGAAACUCUAGUUGGCGUGUACGCGCCUCGCUCGUGUGACACAAUUGUCGUCCUGCUCGGGAUUCUUAAAGCUGGCCUCUCGUAUCUACCGCUAGACGUCAAUAUCCCUGCAGCUCGCAUUAAAGAUAUCUUGUCGGCAGUUGAAGGCCACAAGCUCAUCCUUCUUGGUUCUGAUACAACUCCCCCGGACGUUGUCCUGCCAGACCUUGAAAUAGUCCAGAUCAACAAGAUUAAAGGACACGCUGUCACUACAACGAAGCUUCCGUCGACUUCCGCUACGAACCUCGCAUACGUGAUUUUUACCUCUGGCUCAACAGGCAAGCCAAAGGGUGUCAUGAUUGAACAUCGCAGUGUCAUCCGACUAGUCAAGAACAGCAACGUAGUCAGCCGGCUCCCCCAAAAUGCUCAAAUAGCGCACUUGUCCAAUCUCGCCUUCGACGCCUCAACAUGGGAGAUCUACGCCGCGUUGCUCAAUGGUGGGACUAUCAUUUGUAUUGACUAUUUCACCUCCGUGGAUGUUAAAGCACUGAGAACUGUCUUUGCGAAAGAGCACAUCUGUGCAACCAUGCUUCCCCCAGCCCUGCUCAAACAGGUUCUCGCGAUCAGCCCAGAUAUGCUAAGAGAUGUCGAUCUUUUGUUCGUUGCAGGAGACCGGCUCGAGGGUCAAGAUGCCGUCAAAGCACAGGCACUCGUUCCUGAAGGAGUGUAUAACGCUUAUGGCCCUACUGAGAACGCCGUCCUUAGCACAAUCUACAAUAUCCGCCAAGGAGACCAGUUUGUCGGUAGCGUGCCGAUUGGUCGACCAGUUAGUAACUCGGGGGCUUUUGUCAUGGACAGACAACAGCAGCUAGUCUCUGGUGGUGUCAUUGGUGAGCUGAUUGUGACGGGUGAUGGGCUCGCAAGAGGGUACACAGACUCGAAAUUGGACGUCAAUCGAUUUGUGAACGUUAGUCUGGGAGGUAACAGCGUUCGAGCAUACCGGACAGGCGAUCGGGUCCGAAUCCGACCCAAAGACGGCCAGAUUGAGUUCCUUGGACGAAUGGACUACCAGAUCAAGAUCCGCGGCCAUCGCAUCGAGCCUGCUGAAAUUGAGCACGCUAUCCUGAGGUGCUAUGUAGCCGACGAUGCGGCCGUUGUAAUUAAUUGCCAGGAGGGCCAAGAGCCAGAAAUGGUCGGUUUUGUCGCCGUGAAGAGCCAGGUUGAGAUUGAAAUUGAAGAAAACGAAAACGAAAACGAAAACAAGGUAACAGACUGGGCGGACCACUUCGAGUUACGGACAUACGAAGACAUCGGGACGAUUGACUUGUCUACAGUCGGUCGCGAUUUUAUGGGAUGGACGUCUAU
Molecule: messenger RNA, 7334 nt
Organism: Lindgomyces ingoldianus
Lineage: Eukaryota; Fungi; Ascomycota; Dothideomycetes; Pleosporales; Lindgomycetaceae
Product: acetyl-CoA synthetase-like protein
Exons: 3
Biological process (GO): amino acid activation for nonribosomal peptide biosynthetic process; secondary metabolite biosynthetic process
Cellular component (GO): cytoplasm
Molecular function (GO): catalytic activity; phosphopantetheine binding
Source: RefSeq, a predicted model, not a curated record